ACCUCACUCCUUUAGGUUUACAUGAUGUGAUCAUGGUGAUCACGGUGAUGAUAAUGGCCAUGAUGGUGAUCAUCAUCAUCACGAUCACUCAUGACCACAUGACAGCGAUGACUGAACUUUCCGAAACCCUAGUUUCUGAAUGCUCUAGACAACAUCCUUGCUCUCCAAUUUACCAUUUACGAAAGUCCUCUUUAUCUUCUCCUCUUCUGCUUCAUGUGUAAGGGAAAGUGAAGCUUUUUCCAGAUCGAUUUCCCCUUUUGCAGGGGACUAUGCAGAUAAGCUUUACAAGGAACAUAUGUAGGGUACUUCUUCAUGCUCUUUAGUGAUUUUAUUACUGUUAUGUAAGAGGGGGGAGCAAGUGUGGAAUAGGGACAAGGUGUCUAUUGUAUACCUUGUCUCCAUGGAACAUACUGAGGGUCUAGAUUUCAAUACAGUAAAGGGUGUUCGUAAACCUCGAACUUUUUCAUCUAGAAAACCACGAAUCGGGUCACAUUCAUUUCGCACUGAGUAUGACUGUGAUCGAACAUCUCCUUCAGAUUCUCCUCCUGAUACGGGGGCUACCCAUAUUGGCAGCUCCUCUGAAAAUUUGGGAAAGCACUUAAGCGAUGAUGAUGGAUAUGACAAUAACGGGUAUGAGGUUCAGGGGAAGAGUAAUUUGCAUGAUGGAUCACUUCAAUAUGAAGCUAGUAAUGAAUAUGCACCUGCAGAUUAUGCAAAAAGGGAAAAGGGAAGGUUCAGUCAAAAGACAAAUUUUGAUGAUAUUGAGAAUCACAUAAGGAUGCAGUAUGAGAGGGAACAUAAUGAGGGGUAUGGUGGUUAUGAGAAAACAGUACAUGAUUGCACUGGUGAUGGAGGACUAAACCACAGAAUGAGCAUAUCUAGGGGAUCAAAUUCGAAUGGACAGGGGAAAUUUGGGUCUACAACGAGAUGCAGUGAGGGUGUUCUAGCCCCAGCCAAAAGAAAUCGGCCUAAUUGGAGAGAUGUUAAGUUGCAACCUUUGGACGCUGUUGGUCCAGAGCCCUUCAAGGGUGGGUUAGAUAAACAAGGCUCUUUUAGUGAGGCGGGUGCAAGACAGGUGCUUCCGCAGGAGGAUCCUUCACCUCAGGGGAACAGGCCCACAAAGGUAAAGCUUAAGGUGGGGGGUAUCACUCAUACAAUUCAUGCAAACCAAACUGGAAAUGAUGGCAGUACAAGGCCUAGGUAUUCUGAUGGAUCAUCUUCCGUGAAGCCUCCUUCACAUUCAUCUGAUAUCAGAAGGCGAAAGAAGCUGAUUAUUCAGGAUAAUUCAGAAGAUGAAUAUGACUAUCCUCCAAGAUUGGGGAAAGAGAAAAAUUUAUCAGAGGUGUCAAGAAUGGAUGCCACCACUAGUAGUUCUACUCACUCAAGAUCCAAAAUAGAGUCUCAUUCCAUUAGGGACACAACAAAGACCUCAGAAGAAAGUAAUUCUGUGAUGCAAACACAAAAGCCUGCUGAAGUUCUUUCCUCUCAGACUGUUCGUAAGAGUGCACGAGUCCCAAAGAGACGUGUUCUGGAUGGGGACUAUGUUGAAGACAACAAUGAAACUGAUGCUUUUUAUCGUAAGAAUCGUGUUUCUACAAAAAGGGUUGUGGAUUGUGCAUUUGGUGAUGAUUAUGAGGAGGCAACCCCUCAAAGGAGAAGUUCAAGGGCUCCAAAAGGACGAAGAGUUGAAGAAGGCCAUGAGGAAGAUGAGGUUUACUAUGUUACUCAUCAUAGUAAACAAAGAAAAAGGAACAAGUUAGUAGGCAAGGUCGGGGAAGUGAUUUACCAGGAAGACGAUGAAGAGGCUACAUCAGCAAAUGACUUUGAUGGGAAUUCAGGUUCAAAGAAAAGGAACAAAAAACAAGAGUUUGUUGAUUAUUUGGAUGAUGAUAAGAAAGAACUUCCUCUCACUGCACGUCAACGGGCUCUUCAGUCCAGUAAAGUGGCCAAUCCUGAAGCCACUACAAACUUGAUGGCGUUUCCGGAUGGGCUGCCAAUGACAGGGAGAAGAAGGCAAAAGGAGAAACUCUCAGAAGUGGAGCAGCAGCUAAAGAAAGCUGAGGCUGCUCAGAGACGUCGGAUGCAAGUUGAAAAAGCUGCCAAAGAAAUACAGGCUGAGGCAAUCAGGAAAAUCCUAGGUAAUGAUCCAAGCAGGGAGAAGCGACGAGAUAAGCUCAGGAAAAAGCAGGAUGGAAAAGCACGGGAGAAGGCCACUGCUUCGAGGGAUCUUGAGUCCAAUUCUGUACGUUGGGUCACAGGGCCUUGUGGUACCAUUGUUUCAUUCUCUGAAGAUGCUGGACUUCCGAGCAUAUUUAAGUCCACAAAGUGCAGUGGUUUCAAUGUCAUAUUUGCCAUCCAAAAUCUUCUUUCCACAUUGUUGUGGAACCCUCUGAUCUUAUGGCCCCUGUGUUGUCAGUUACCCACCUCCGCGGGAGAAAUGUGCCGUACCGUCAUGCACAAAUGAUUACAAAUAUAGGGACUCAAAGUCCAAUCUCCCUCUAUGCAGUCUUCAGUGUUACAGGGCUGUGCACAAUGAGAUGCUACCUGUCACUUCGUGCUGAUACGUACAUUUCUGUUGCGAUGGCCCACCUGUAAAUUCUACUAGUAGAUUGUAAAUAUUAUUUUCAUGGUUGGUAAACUGGGUUAGACCAGCAACCUCGAGGUUGGCUUGAACCCAAUAAAUGUAAAUCUGCACCUCUAAUAAAAUUUAUGUAAUUUGUUAAUUUUGUUAGUUUAUC
Molecule: messenger RNA, 2738 nt
Organism: Amborella trichopoda
Lineage: Eukaryota; Viridiplantae; Streptophyta; Magnoliopsida; Amborellales; Amborellaceae
Source: RefSeq, a predicted model, not a curated record